Molecule: messenger RNA, 1889 nt
Organism: Engraulis encrasicolus (European anchovy)
Lineage: Eukaryota; Metazoa; Chordata; Actinopteri; Clupeiformes; Engraulidae
Product: proteinase-activated receptor 4-like
Exons: 2
Coding region: 75-1373 (432 amino acids)
Biological process (GO): blood coagulation; phospholipase C-activating G protein-coupled receptor signaling pathway; thrombin-activated receptor signaling pathway
Cellular component (GO): plasma membrane
Molecular function (GO): thrombin-activated receptor activity
Source: RefSeq, a predicted model, not a curated record
GUAGCCUGUAGAAUACUUGGAAUUGCUUCUGCGUCUGUUCUAGAACAGCUCCUUAACAACGACAGCAAACAGCCAUGCCGCCACGUCUGUGGCCCUCAACUCUGGAACUGUUUUCUUUGCUGCUCUUCGCUUCUGCAUUUCAAUUUCAAUCAGUUUCAUCCGAGACGGACUCUUCAGAAUGCAAGGAAUUGAUGGUGCGCUCCUAUGGUAUAAACAGAUGUGGCGAGAUAUCCACCGCUGACAAAGAACGGCUGAUGUCUCAUAAAACGACGGUGGUUCUGCCAAGCCUCUACCUAGUGGCCUUGGUCCUGGGUCUACCGUCCAACCUGCUGGCCCUCUGGGUGCUGCUGUUCCGCACCAAGAAGAAGCCCUCCACCAUCCUGCUCAUCAACCUGACCACCUGUGACCUGUUGCUGCUGGUCGUUCUACCCUUCCGCAUCGCCUACCACUUCAAGGGAAACAACUGGACGCUGGGUGAGCCCUUCUGUCGCCUGGUGAUAGCACUCUUCUAUGGGAACAUGUACGGAUCCAUAAUGUGCCUGGCACUGAUCGCGUUUGACCGAUACCUGGCUGUGGUUCAUCCGAUGGUUGGGAUGUCUCUCCGCAGUCGUCUUCUCUCUAUGUGCAUGAGUGUUGCUAUGUGGGCCGUGAUGCUCACCGCUAUGGCACCCUUGCUAGCUACACAGCAGAUCCACCCUAUCAAGGGCCUCAAUGUUUCCAUUUGCCACGAUGCACUACCCUCGGAGACACAGCGCAGCUUCUUCCUGCCCUACUUUGCCAGCCUCUUCAGUGUCUGCUUUGUGCUGCCACUGCUGGUGAUGAUAGUCUGCAAUGCCUGCGUCAUCCGCGCACUGGUAAAAGCCGGAAAGCGUUACAAACACGCCGCUUUCGUCACAGUGCUGGUGAUGGUGGUGUGCCUAGUGUGUCUGCUUCCCAGCAAUGUAUUACUGAUCUUCCACAACCUGCAUUGGCUAGCAAAGAAAGAAAUUGAAGAUAAACCUGUUUCUGAACCAGAGUGGGACCCUAUCUUUGGCUUUGUGUAUAAAACAACACCCUCGCCAAAUCUGACUUCUGAAAACUCAGAAAACAAUUUGUACAACCUUUACAUGCUCUCACUAGCUCUUGCUACCUUCAACAGCUGCCUGGACCCCUUCAUAUACUACUAUGUGUCCGAGGAGUUUCGGGAGAAGGCACGGCAAGUGCUGUGCUGUAAGGACCCACCUAAGCCCAACAUCUCCAGCCAGCAGGACACAAGCAUGUCUACCAUGUCCUAUCGGACUAAGGUGACCACAUGUGGUGACCUUCUCUCCACCUCUGGCAAGUUGUCUAUGCCUACAGAUACCAAGUACACAAAUGGGCGUGUAGUAGCCUGAUCGCGAGGUUCUGAGACAAUACAUUUUGCAGUGUGAAUUUAAUUUUUAGAGUGGCACCAAAAUCAUUGUACUAGAAAAGUGUUGAAGUCUAUGUGUUGCAUUAUCUCUGCAAAACAGGACCCCUUUUCUGGAAAGCAUUGUCGCUAACCAGUUUGCUAACCAGCUAGCAACUCACUAGGUUUCCAAUGGGAAAUUGCAUUGCAACCAAGUAAGUUGCUAACUUAGUUUGCAACGAUGUUGACGAGAAACGCACCCCAGAACCGGUUAAGUUUGCAGUGUUAAUUGCACACCCCUAGUGUAUUCAGGCUGAUACUGAACAGUGCCAUUACUAAUUCCUGCCAACUGACGGGAAGCAACUGUAUUCAAUCUGAAUUUAAACUGAAAAUCUAAACGUUUGGGAGCUGGAAAAUUGGUUCGCAGAGCGAAUCGAAAAUACUUCAGCUGUCAGCAGCUUCAUCUGUGUAACACAGCCUUACAUGUGGUGACGUAGACCACUGGGAAUGGGCAACAGCAUAA